Molecule: messenger RNA, 2571 nt
Organism: Python bivittatus (Burmese python)
Lineage: Eukaryota; Metazoa; Chordata; Lepidosauria; Squamata; Pythonidae
Source: RefSeq, a predicted model, not a curated record
UCAGCACUAGUUUGGGACAUAUAUUAAAAAUCACUGCUUUGUUCUCACAGGGUUGCUGUUUGUGGCGUUUCCCAGCUGAGAGAACAGAUCAGAAUCAAAUACUCUGAAAUCUUAGAAACUGGAAAAAAGGGAAUGAACCGUGAAGCUGUUCCUGGGAAGAGUCCGGAGGAGAUGUAUAUUCAGCAGAAAGUGAGAGUCCUGCUAAUGCUUAGGAAGAUGGGAUCAAAUUUAACCACCAGUGAAGAGGAGUUCUUGCGGACAUACGCAGGAGUAGUGAAUAGCCAGCUUAGCCAGCUUCCUCAGCACUCUAUUGACCAAGGUGCGGAGGAUGGCGUGAUGGCAUUUUCCAGAUCGGAGACCGAAGACAGAAGACAGUAACUUGAGCGGCUCUUUGUGCAAUAUAGAACUGGAACAGGGCAAACGAAGCGUUUGGCGGUUGAAGGAGAUGACAGGACAUCCCCAAAUUCCUUUGCCCUCCCAUAAAGUUGGUGUGUUCCCAUGAUAGCUUCCCCUGCUCUAAAUUCCGUGCCCCUCACACCCAGCCUUCUGAAUGCAUUUCACAGCCCUCUGCUCUGUACCCCUAUGUUGGUUCAGUAGGUCUGUCGCUGAUCCAGGAUAACUCCAGGAAUGCAUUUAUGAUUGGCUUACCCCCCCCACCCACCCCAAAAAGUGAACUGAUUGGCAGGGGAAAAGGAGAAAACCUGACAGGCCCUCCGCUCAUGUUUCAUUUUGCUUUUUUAUGAAUGGUUGCUGAUGUCCUGCUUGUAAAGCCUUCAGGCUCCAAUGCUUAUCUAGGUCAUGCUUGUGUGUUUUUGGAGAGGGGCUGGGUUGUGCGCAACUGGAAGAGGACUGGGGUGGCUGUUUGCAAGAUGAGAGGCUCGCAGGUGUUUUGCUGACAUCAGUGUUUUCCUUUGCUGGAAACUGAGGGGGGACGGAGGGGGAGAGGGGGGUUGUGUGUUUUCGUUAUCGCUUCUCAUUUCUUGAGACGGUGGGAGAGACAGAUCUUUUGCUCUAUUUAUUAUAAGCUUGCUUGCCUCUCAGAAGAAGCUGGCGUUAACUGCUGACUUCCAGCGGAUCGCAAAAUCUGUCCUACCGCUAACAUUUCCUCUGCUGUCUCUCAGAAAUUGCUGCUCGAAAUCUGGUGGUUUUUUGGAGUCUAUCCAGGCUGGGAGGAUCAGAAGCCCAGAACUGAGGUGGUGAAUCUCUGACAAGAAACAAGAAGGCGCGUUUGUGCCUGUGGCGAGAUUUGCUGACACUCUGCAGGCAUUCAUGGGUUCCAAAAUCUGUGACCCUCACCUUCAAAUCCAGCCUGCUUUUCCGUGGCUAUUGAUCUUAUUCCCGAGCAUACUUUUUUGGGGCGGAAAAAUCUACUCUCAAAGGCUGCAGGUGGCAUAACCAAUUCACAGUAUUAAUUAUAGGCCUUGGCUCACCAGGGUAUUAGGAUCCAAAAGCUUCAUCCGCAUAUUUCUUUUAAGAAGGCGCUGGGGAGGUUCCACUGCUAAUAUCUUCCAGCAAAGCUCUGAAGGUUGAGUGGAAACCAUUAUGUCGAGCAAAGGUUUGAGCUUCCCAGAUGUUUUUCGCAGUCUCAGUGUGAGCAGAAGGAUACCUUCAGACAGCCUAGGAGAAAUGAGAUUCGAUUUGCAGGUUUGCAGGGGUUGAAAAUUAAGCUUCGUUUCUUGGGCGCCAAUGGCGACCCACUUGGGAAAUCAGCAAUAAAUGUAGUUUACCCUUUCAGUAAAACUUCAGUUCCUCUAGAAAGUUAGGAUUUUUGUUUUGUUCUGUUUUUUUAAAUAUGGAUGCAGAAGGUCAGUUCUUGAAAAGGACAGAUUUUUGUUUUCCAGGUUAUACUUAGUUUCCACGUUGCAGGGACUCCAGAUUCUCUUCCUUGCAUUAUGGGAAAUUGUCUUCACCAGAAGCUCAAACUGAUGUUUGCAUCUAACACUCCUUUUCAAUAAAUGGUACAAUUUGGACUGUGGCUUUGUUGUCAGGAGCAACUUAAAUUCCAUCAUCGCCCGGAAUGCUGUGUGUUUGCUUUAUUAACUUAUUUUUAAUAUUCUUCAGUGGUACUCUUCCCAGAACUUAGUGCUCCCCCGAAACGAAGCGUGCUUGUGAAAAAUUCUCCAUCCUCAGUAACGCUACUUUGUCUCUCUGAGCAUUGCUCCCAAUUCGGUGACUCUUUUUUCCCCCAAAAGCUGCACUGCCGUUCUCUCCUGCCUGUUGCAGAAGUUCUGCUCCCAAAUCCAUUUGCAAAGGGCUGCUCACUCUGCCCCAGCCCUGUUUCCAGUGCUGUCCUUCUGCAUUGCAUAGGGAUGAGAUGUUGAACAACUGGUGCCGGUCUAGGAUCGGUGCCAACAGGGUAAACCUCUGGAAAAAAAAGGUGGUCCUCAAGGAAGCCCAUUUGAGGAUCAGUCUGGUCACUGGGUGGGUUGAAUAGGCAACGUUGCUCCAGGCUGUGGUGUGGUGCUCGGCGUUUGCAAACUGUUAAGAAAAGCAAAGUGAGUGUCUCUGUUUUUUAAAACUUUUGGAGGGCUGAAAUGUAACUUGAAGGGGUGGGGAAAUACAGUUUGUAAG